GACUGCCUCAAGAGAAAAAGAGGAGAGGCUGAAAAGAUUGAAGGCCAACCAUGUCUGAAACAUACGAUUUCCUGUUUAAGUUCUUGGUCAUUGGGAACGCAGGAACCGGAAAAUCAUGCCUUCUUCACCAGUUCAUUGAAAAGAGAUUCAAGGAUGACUCAAAUCACACAAUUGGUGUCGAGUUUGGUUCGAAGAUCAUCAAUGUGGUAAACAAGUUUGUCAAGCUCCAGAUAUGGGACACGGCAGGUCAGGAAAGAUUCAGGUCUGUGACACGGAGUUACUACAGAGGGGCAGCUGGAGCUUUGCUUGUGUACGAUAUAACAAGCCGGGAGACUUACAAUGCUCUGACAAACUGGCUAACCGACGCCAGGAUGCUGGCCAGUCAAAACAUCGUUAUCAUCCUGUGUGGGAAUAAGAAAGACCUGGAUGCCGACAGAGAGGUCACCUUCCUGGAGGCGUCGCGUUUUGCUCAGGAGAACGAGCUCAUGUUUCUGGAGACCAGUGCACUGACAGGAGAGAAUGUGGAGGAAGCUUUUGUGCAGUGUGCUCGGAAGAUCCUCAACAAGAUAGAAUCAGGUGAGCUGGACCCUGAGCGGAUGGGUUCUGGGAUCCAGUACGGUGACGCAGCGCUCCGGCAGCUGCGGUCACCUCGCAGGGCCCAGGCUGAGAGUGUGCAGGAGUGCGGUUGUUAAAGGCCAUACUUGGAGAGCUGAGAACCAAGGUGGACUUGUAAAGACAAAGAGGACGUGUAUAGGGAACGCAACGCUGGGCUCUGUGAGGAGGAGCAACUCUUCCUUGACCUCCCUUUGACUUCCAUUUGGAUAAAACCUUCAGAGAGACCCAGGGAGGCCACUCCGCAAAGGUCUGGCUCACCUCCCAGAAUGCUACGGAACAGUUUGUUGUCCCUUCAGGCUGAGCCCAGGAUGUUUGUCUGACCUGCUCUACCCAGAAGCUCUGAGGAUGGUUAAAGCUUUACCGUUUCAUUUUUCAACCGCCUUACCCUCAUUACUAAAACCACUGAUCAAUCCUUUCUCCUCAUUUUGUCUUGACGUGUAAAUCCCGAAUAUAGAAAUGGUAUGAGGACCUUGGAGCAUGUAGUACAGACCGUGUUACCGGAACAUUUUCGCCACUACCUGAGGAAAGUUUAACAGUUUAAUCAGAUGCUGUACUUUGCGUUACCUUCAAAUAAUGGUGGGCUGCACCUCGCUUAUCAGUGACGUAUAUCGUGCUUUCUGUCAUUUUCAGACAGACCAAUGAGCUGUUUGCUUCUGGCAUUAUCAUAUGCUUUUUAAUAUUUAUGCUCUGAAAAACAGUCAGACAA
This is a messenger RNA of Chanos chanos (milkfish), 1321 nucleotides long. RefSeq names its product RAB4a, member RAS oncogene family (gene rab4a). The record is from RefSeq and is a predicted model, not a curated record. The transcript is spliced from 8 exons. Lineage: Eukaryota; Metazoa; Chordata; Actinopteri; Gonorynchiformes; Chanidae. Gene Ontology annotation, molecular function: GTPase activity; GTP binding. Gene Ontology annotation, biological process: Rab protein signal transduction. The coding region runs from base 51 to 692 and encodes 213 amino acids.